Molecule: messenger RNA, 1049 nt
Organism: Klebsormidium nitens
Lineage: Eukaryota; Viridiplantae; Streptophyta; Klebsormidiophyceae; Klebsormidiales; Klebsormidiaceae
Source: the annotation of a GenBank genome assembly
UAUCGACGCAGCAAAGAAGCGUGGGCAAACAGAAUCCCAGAUCUCAGAUCUCUGCUACUGACGCAGUGCCACAUAUCGAUCGGGCCAGCUUUUCAACUCUUCCUUGAAAUGAGAGCAUGUGUGCACUGUGAGUUAAAAUUCGGGCUUGUGAACACGGAACAUUUCUGUGACCUCAAGACCCCAGGAGCAUUGGAGCGGCGGUCACCCCAAGUCCACACGUCUAGGUUGGGCAGUGUUCUGCAUUGCUGAGAAAGGAGAGGAGCUUACUGAAGGAGGUUUUUGGUGGUGGUGCGCGAUGGGCAGUGAUGAUGAGAAGGAGGUGAAAAAGGAGAAGCGGAAGGUGGGCUUAGCACCAAUAGCGAAGCCUCUGGCGGGUAAAAAGCUGAGCAAGAAGUCGCUCAAGCUAGUAAAGAAAGCUGCCAAACAUAAGCAGUUGAAGCGAGGCGUUAAAGAGGUUGUAAAAGCAUUGCGGAAGGGAACCAAGGGGUUGGUACUGAUAGCGGGCGACAUUUCGCCCAUCGAUGUUAUCAGCCACGUUCCGAUCCUGUGUGAGGAACAAGAUGUUCCAUACUACUAUGUUCCAUCAAAAGAGGACCUUGGCACCGCAGGGCUCACGAAGCGCCCCACGAGUUGCAUGCUUAUCCUGCCGAAGCCACCAAAAGAGGAUGUGCCCGAAGAUGAAGCCACUCAAUUCAAGACGGAUUACAACGAGCUUCUAACGGAGGCAAAGAGCAUAGCUGUGGUGUUUUGAAUAGACGAGUCAACCUUGUACAUUACGAAAUCUACAUCUGUCUAGGUAUAAGCUUAGGAAGCAAUCUAAAAUGUUUGUCGCUUUGGCACGUAUGCAUUUUGCCUGAUACUGGUUUGACAGGCGGGCAGGCAGGCAUGCAUGUUGCAGUCAAGCUAGAAUUGUCGCCCAAAAUCCCGUCUGGUGCACCGGCCACGAUUUUGGUACAUGCGCAAAAUAUGGCAUUACCAUUUCGAGCAUGCACAAGUGGCAUUUCUAUAUUAGCAUUUGCGCGUAAAAGCAAUCAUUUGAUUAAGGUCCA